AUGACAGUGGAUUAUCACAAACUUAGCCAGGUGGUGACUCCAAUUGCAGCUACCCCUGCAAAUAUGGUGGCAUUACUUGAGCAAAUUAAUACAUCUCAUGAUACCUGGGAGCUAGUGUCAGAGGCGGGCGCGGCAGAUCCCCGGGCGGGAUCCCUGGGCAGCGGACGCUGUCUCCAGCUUCGUGACUUGACCCUCCGGCGUCUGCCCCGGGCAGCGGGAAUUGGCAACGGGAUGUGCAGAGGCAGCGGCGGCGGCGGGGAGUGCGACGAGGACGGGAACGCGCUGGCGAAGCGGGCGGCGGCGGGGACCGAACUGGAGUCCGACGGGAGCCCGCGGAGGCACGGGCGGCAGCCGCAGGAGGAGCACGAGCAGGAUGUUAAAGAAUCACAAAACCACACUGGCGAGCCUGUCGGAGAUGACUACAAAAAGAUGGGAACACUUUUUGGUGAACUGAACAAAAGUCUUAUCAGCAUGGGCUUCACAAGGUUGUAUUUUGGAGAACGAAUUGUGGAACCAGUAAUAGUCAUUUUCUUUUGGGUCAUGCUGUGGUUUCUUGGCCUACAGGCCCUUGGACUAGUUGCUGUUCUUUGCCUUGUCAUUAUUUAUGUGCAACAGUAA
Molecule: messenger RNA, 618 nt
Organism: Orycteropus afer afer
Lineage: Eukaryota; Metazoa; Chordata; Mammalia; Tubulidentata; Orycteropodidae
Gene: FAM241A
Product: family with sequence similarity 241 member A
Exons: 4
Coding region: 1-618 (205 amino acids)
Cellular component (GO): intracellular membrane-bounded organelle
Source: RefSeq, a predicted model, not a curated record